Lathyrus sativus (Indian pea) is the source of this 477-nucleotide messenger RNA. Lineage: Eukaryota; Viridiplantae; Streptophyta; Magnoliopsida; Fabales; Fabaceae. The record is from the annotation of a GenBank genome assembly.
AUGGCGAGCGAUAGGAAUAUUGGUGUAGCUUUAGAUUUUUCCAAGGGAAGCAAGAUCGCUCUCAAAUGGACUAUUGAUAAUCUUCUUCGCCACGGUGACACUCUCUAUAUCGUUCACAUCAAUCAUUCCAAAAGCACUGAAUCUCGUAAUCUUCUAUGGGUAACCACCGGUUCUCCUCUUAUCCCGUUGUCGGAGUUUCGUGAGAAGAACGUGAUUCACCAGUAUAAUAUUGAACCUGAUGCUGAGGUUUUGGAUAUACUUGAUACUGCUGCUAACCAGAAACAGGUGACUGUGGUGGCGAAGGUUUUUUGGGGAGAUGCAAGAGAGAAAAUUUGUGAGUCUGUUGGAGAUUUGAAGCUUGAUGCUUUGGUCAUGGGUAGUAGAGGUUUGGGUGCCGUUCAGAGGGUAUUGAUGGGGAGUGUGUCUACUUAUGUGACUUCAAAUGCAACUUGUCCAGUAACAAUUGUGAAAGUAUGA